Molecule: messenger RNA, 2991 nt
Organism: Lodderomyces orthopsilosis Co 90-125
Lineage: Eukaryota; Fungi; Ascomycota; Pichiomycetes; Serinales; Debaryomycetaceae
Gene: POL5
Product: DNA-directed DNA polymerase
Exons: 1
Coding region: 1-2991 (996 amino acids)
Biological process (GO): regulation of DNA-templated transcription
Cellular component (GO): nucleolus
Molecular function (GO): rDNA binding; transcription factor binding
Source: RefSeq, a predicted model, not a curated record
AUGGUUAAGCGGGACCAUUUUUCAAAGUUGGCAUCUGAGAAUGUUAAGGAGAGAGUGCAAGCCGCUAAUGCUUUAAUGCAAGAGUUGAUAGAAGAAGAUUCACCUGAAGAAUGGGACUACACUUACAAUCGUUUGAUAAAAGGUUUAACCUCUACGAGACAAACAGCCAAAUUGGGAUUUGGAAUGCUUUUAACUGAAGUUGUCUCCGAAGUGAAGAAGCGAGAUGACUUGACUGUGGAGAAGUACUUAGACAAGUUGAAUGAAGUUACUUCUGUUAAAGGUGGUAUGAAAGGAAAAGAAGAAAGAGCACUCUUGUUUGGUCGUUUGUUUGGACUCAAUGUUGUCAUAAAAGUAGGAUGGCUUGAAGAAGCUAGUGAAGCUGAAUGGUUCCAUUUCAUUGAUGUUUUGGUUGAUUUGUUAAGUACGAAGCCUUGGAUACGUGAAGCUGCAGCUGCCAGCUUGAUUGGUGCCAUCAAAACGGCCAAUUCCAAAGUUGCUGAUGUAAUUUACUUGAAAGUUUUGCAAAAAUUGAAUGACCUUGGUUUGAACCUUUCUACCGAGGGAUUGGCUGUUUACUUGGCAAUAGAUAAGGGAGUAAGGUCAACACUUGCUGAAAAGAUUGUCAAUCCGAAAUCGAAUUGGAAAAACGGCGAUCCCCUCCACAAAGGGAACCUACCAAUAUUGGCUAAGGUUUUGAAAGACGUUGAAAUUGUUGACGAAAAUGCAGAAGAUAGGAAACAAAAGAGUAACUGGACUCCCAACUUACCAUUUGUUUGGGAUAUUCUUAUUGGUGAAUUUGUUAAUUUCAAUGAUAAAGUGAAAGAACCACCGAAGAAGAAGCAUAAGAAGAGCAGUGUAAGUAAGAGUGACGAGGUGAUUGGUUUGAAAGAGUUUUACAAAGUUGUCAUUGAUGAAUCCUUGUUCUCUGAGAAAUCAUCGCAUGAAAGAAAGUACUGGGGAUUUGAGAUUUUCACCAAGUUUUUGGCAAAAUUGGAUCGCGACUUGGAUGUGUUGUUUACUCCAAACUUUAUGAGAUGUUUGAUUAACCAGUCGUCACACAAAUCACGCACGUUACACGACAUUGCUGUCAAAGUGUUGUCAACAAUAACUGAAAAAGGCUCACAUUCACCGGAAAUAGCACCUAUUUUACUCAGGUGCUUGUUGGAUGAGUCAAGAGGUGGAUGCUGGAACUUCGAUUUGGUUACGAAAUCGCGUACUAUUGAAGGCAUCUUGUCAAUACCCAAUAUUGCGAACAUAUCCGUUGUUAUUGCCAAAUUUAAUGACAUGUUGAAGAGUCAAACAGCUACAGAUGGAUUUAAGUACUCAAAUGAUAAUGUUCUCAAAUGGUGUCUUGACAAAUUGGUGCACUUGGUUAAGUUCAACAGAGACGAGGCAGUUGUAAAGGAAACUAUUGAGUUGUUGAUUAGAAAUGCUUUUUUCGAAGUGGAUGUAUCGCCUAAUGUCAGAAAACUAGCCCAAGAAAAGUUGAACUCUGUUCUUUCGGAGGUUUUAUCUCACAGCAAUGACUCUGGUAUAUCAUGGACUAGAUACUGUGUUGAACAAAUUGCACUGUUGGAAAAGACCAACAAAUGUUUGGUUGAGUUUGAUGAGGAGUUGGGAAACGUGCGCGAUGAAACUGGAGAAAUAUUACACUCGAUUUCGAGUAGCUCAAACAGGGAUUUCCGCAGUGUAUUCGGUUUAUUGUUUUCCAUGUGCUUUAUUCAAUUGUACAUGGGCGAUGAAGAAAUCGUUCAAAUAACUCAAGAAUUAAUCUCGCUUUACCAAAGUGAGUCGCAGAAAAACGAUGACAAUGUGGAUACUGCCUUGGUCAUGACUGAAAUUCUUCUAAGCUUCAUUACUAGAAAAAGCACCUUGUUGAAAAAGUUGUCCAUGAUCGUAUGGGAUCAUUUCCUUUGUGGAUAUAAUGAAGAGGGGCAUUUGAGAAUAAAUGAUGAAUGUUUUGAGUUGUUAUUUGAUGUGUUGAAGGCAAGAGAGAAUAAAGAGGGACAGAAGCAGCUAUUUGAGAACGAUGAUGAGAUGGUUGUUGAUGGAGAAGAUGACGAUGAAGAAGGAGUCGGAGAAGACGAUGAUGGUGAUGGUGAUGGUGAUGACGAUGAUGCAGAAGAUGGUGAUGAUGAUGACGAUGAUGAUGAUGAUGACGAUGAUGAUGGAGACGAUGGAGAUGAUGGCGACGACGAUGAUGAAACUGCCAACAACACAAUGACCGACAUCGACAGAGAAACAAAUCUUAAACUCGCAAAAGCUUUGGGUAUACCCACUGCCGAAUCAGGAGAAGUCAAAUUUGACGAGCUUUCUGACCUUGACUCAUCUAACGACGAAUACGAAAGCGACUCAAUGGAUGAUGAACAAAUGAUGGCUAUGGAUGAUCAGUUAUCCAAAAUCUUUAAAGAAAGGCAAGAUAUAUUGAGCAGCGUUAGUUCAGGAAAUAAGAGAAAGACAGAGGUUCAUGAAGCACGUGAAAAUAUGAUCUUUUUCAAGAAUAGAGUGUUAGAUUUGUUAGAAAGCUUUACCAAACAUCAUCCAAACGCUGAGUACAACUUGAAAUUUAUUGACCCAGUGGUAGCCUUAAUCAAUUUGACAUUGGACAAGAAUUUGGGAGUUAAAGCACACAAGUUUUUAAAAACAAAAAUCAGUAAAACCAAGGUCUAUUCUACUGAUAGGUCAGCUGGUGUCAAGGAUGUUCCAAAAUUCACUCAAUGGACCAAAAGGAUGAUUGAAAAAUUACAAAACCAAGCCUCAACUACCAAGUCAUCUAACCAGGCCGUCAUUGCUAGUUAUAAUCAAAGCUGUAUCAUCCUUGCAAAGAAUUUGUUGGGAGUCGAUUCAUCGCAAUUGGAGCUGGUUAUUGAUAUAUACGCUGAGUCCUUGAAACUGUGGGCAUUAAACAAAAAUAACAAAAUCCAGCCAUCCUUAUUCUUUGACUUUGUUAACUGGUUAAACGAUAAGAGGCAGAGUCUACCUGGGCAAUAA